Molecule: messenger RNA, 237 nt
Organism: Eimeria acervulina
Lineage: Eukaryota; Apicomplexa; Conoidasida; Eucoccidiorida; Eimeriidae
Exons: 3
Coding region: 1-237 (78 amino acids)
Source: RefSeq, a predicted model, not a curated record
AUGCUAGCCAGACAAGAUGAUGCGCUUUGCAGCGCUUUCUACAAAAGGGCUCGAGCUGCCAAGACAGCCGAGAAGCCGCAGGAGGGGCUCAGCAACGCAACAGUCAGGACUGGGAGUACCUCUAUAAGACUGUCAACGCAGAGAGAAACCGUCUUGAAUAUGAAAACAAAGCGUAAGCAGCAGCAGCAGACGCAGCAGACGCAGCAGCAGCAGAAGCAGCGGCAGAAGCAGCAGUAG